Molecule: messenger RNA, 1614 nt
Organism: Capronia epimyces CBS 606.96
Lineage: Eukaryota; Fungi; Ascomycota; Eurotiomycetes; Chaetothyriales; Herpotrichiellaceae
Exons: 4
Coding region: 1-1614 (537 amino acids)
Biological process (GO): fungal-type cell wall organization; carbohydrate metabolic process
Cellular component (GO): fungal-type cell wall
Molecular function (GO): glycosyltransferase activity; hydrolase activity, hydrolyzing O-glycosyl compounds
Source: RefSeq, a predicted model, not a curated record
AUGUAUUCGACCUUUGCAGGCUCAUUGCUGAAGGCCUUGAUCCUCUCCUCACUGCUAGAACCUGCUACGGCACAGACUUACUCGUCAUGCAAUCCCACACUUCAGGGUGGAUGUCCCGCGGACCCUGCUCUAGGUCACAGUCUAGACAUCGAUUUCACAUCUGGCUCCUCGAGCAAAUUUACGGCGUCCGGUAACCCAACCUACGACUCCAAUGGAGCAGCAUUUACAGUGGCGAAAUCGGGCGACGCGCCAUCCAUCUCCUCCAAGUGGUACAUCAUGUUCGGUCAUGUCGACUACGUGAUCAAGGCUGCUCCAGGCACCGGUAUCGUCAGCGCGGCUAUUUUGCAGUCGGACUGCUUAGAUGAGAUUGACUGGGAGUGGCUUGGUGGUGACAAUACUCAAGCUCAGAGCAACUACUUUGGAAAAGGAAUCACGACUACCGGCUAUAAUCGAGGAGCUUUCCACGGCGCAGCUGACAACCAUGACACCUUUCAUACAUACAGCAUUGACUGGACCGCUGACCAGAUUGUCUGGUCAAUCGACGGAACCACUGUGCGAGCCAUGACUCAAGAUCAGGCCGAAUCAGGCCAGUAUCCGCAGACACCAAUGUAUGUCAAACUGGGGGCUUGGGCUGGGGGAGACCCAUCUAAUCCACAGGGAACGAUUGAAUGGGCCGGUGGGCUGACAGACUACUCUGCUGGCCCCUUUACCAUGUAUGUCAAGUCUGUCCACGUCACCGAUUACUCGACCGGGUCCCAGUACUCGUACUCGGGUACCAGUGGCACGUGGCAAUCCAUCGUCUCCAGUGGUGGUCAGAUCAAUGGAGAAGGCGACGGCACACCUGUAUCAUCUGCCCAAGCACCGGCAGUGACCUCACACGUCUCGAACAGCGCUCCACUGGCCUUUGGCAACGGUGACAACACUGAUUCCGUCUCCGCAACUCGAACAGGCUGGCCAUGGUCGGGAACGGCAACUGCAACGGCUGUGACUGUGACCCAAUCCCCUUCCUCGUCGUCUGCGCAAGUGCCAUCGUCGGCUUCAGAAUCGGUUUCUCUUGAGGUUUUCACGUCCUACGAUGGCCAAGGCUUCCCAACGCUUGUCACCAUCGAGUCUGCAGCACCAGUGACUCCCAAAAGUUACGACAGUCAAGGAUUUCUCACCACUAGCACUCAACCUGCGAUGACUGUAGCUUCAUCCACAAAAACACAGCUGGUAACGCCGACCACGAACACAGAUGGUGGAGAUGCGAGUACGGCACCCGUCUCGCCUGCAAGCUCAGCCGCAGGACAGCCCGAGAGCCCGGGCUCUACAACUACACCCAACGAAAGUACGAUUAGUCCAGAGUCCAGUUCUACCCCGGCAAGCAGACCGAGUACUUCCUCAGUCAAUUCUACUGAAGCUCCUUCCACCACCCCGGUCGGCUCGAUUGUUGCAUACUACGCUUCCAGGUUUGACUACGACUUCAGAUACCGAUACUGCACCCAUCCCCAGGUCUACCACCACUACUCCAGGAAACUCGAAUGCUUUGCCUUCAAGCACAUCCGCCGAAGUUCCAAGCAAAACCACGAAUACUGCAUUGCCCUCAGAACAGACUACAACUUUGAAGACAUCUAG